Molecule: messenger RNA, 1032 nt
Organism: Leptosomus discolor (cuckoo roller)
Lineage: Eukaryota; Metazoa; Chordata; Aves; Leptosomiformes; Leptosomidae
Source: RefSeq, a predicted model, not a curated record
GGAAUUGCACCAAAAUUGAGAUUUUCUACAAGCUCCCUUAUUACAGAAAGACUGUUAAGCUCAGGAAGGAGUCACAUACAGGGUGAUUUGAAUUGGGUACAUCACUCAGCCCCAAAUGGAAAAUUGCAGACAAAGUUACCAAAGAAAAACACACUCUCACCUGAGAAAAGCAGGCACAGCUUAGCAUCAAAGAACUACGAGCAGCCUACAAUAGCUUCUAAAUCACGUUCUCCAUCUCCAUACACAAAAAGACGAAUGUGUGAGCUGUCAGAAGAAGCCAGGCAACGACUAGCCCAUUUAAACCUUGGUCCUUAUGAAUUCAGGCGAGAAAACGAUAAACCUCCAUUUGUAGUUAGACGGGUUGAACAGCCAAGUCCUGGUAUUAAAGUUCAUACCUGGUGUCCCACGCGAGAAAGUGCAGCAGAAACCUGGACCAAGAUAGACCCUGAUGCUUCUCUUCUUGGCAGCUACAGACCCAAGAAAGCCGAAGCAAAAUCUACUCAUGGAAAAGACUUUGACAGUUCUGUUGUUUGCAAUGAGGAUGUGAUCUCAGAUCCACCCAACAGACAAUUCCAUUCUUCUGGUUCAUUAGAGCAUUCGGCACCUCCAGCAUUUCAGAAGCAUUCUCUAAGUUCUGUGCUAAAUCGAUCUUCUCUAAGGGAAAGGUUUAGCUCUGGUUGGCCUUCACCAGCAAAUGGAGAUGAGAUCCAUAAAAGAGUGAAAAAUAUUUUAAGGACGCACAGUGCUAGACAGCGCCUAAUAUUUGAUGAGAGUAACUCAUCAAAAGAAGACUCGACUAAGACAAGAAAAUCUUUGCAUAAAGCGCCCUUGUCAAUGAGUGAACUGCAGAGCAGUUCACCAGUGCAGACCACUAUUGUUCACUUGGAUAAUGGUGAAUAUUGGUCUAGUCAUGCAGCUGUAUACAAAGGGAAGCCUCACAGAGCAAUCUUUGAAGAAAGCCUUGAGAAAAUAUACAGAAACAUGUACCGAAAAGCUUCUGGCACUGUUUCAGACCAAAAAACACACUCCUGA